AUGAAUAAUGAAAGUGAAGUAAUAGAUAAGCUGAAGAAGAAGGCAUCGAAAUCAAGGAACGGGUGCCUUACUUGUAAAAAGAAGAGACUCAAAUGUGAUGAGACCAAGCCGACAUGUCUAAACUGUUCUAAGAAGAAGUUGGCGUGUGGAGGGUAUGCCACGAACUUCAAAUGGAAAUCUUUCAAUGAUAGUGGACCAAGCAACAUGAUAAUAAACACAGUAAACCCGUACCCUGUAUCAGCAACACCAUCAGCCACUUCACUUUCUGCAUCAGCAUCAAUAAAUACGAAGCAGCACAACUUGUCCCCAAAUCAAAUCGAAGACUUGAAAGCAGAGCCCAUAGGACGAUCUGUCAGUGAGUCGUCAUUGAGAAAAAACGAUGUCUUGAAAAGACACCUUGAAUUGGCAUCGUUAUCGGUUACUGGUAAGUCAAUACUGGAUAUCAAAGUCGAAAAUGAACUAAUUUCUCAGGGUAUCAACCCUAACACUUAUUCCAAAGAGGGAAGUAAGAAAGCUUCUUUCGAAAUUCCAGUGGUGCACAAGAACAAGAGGAGCUACAGUCAUGAUACAGACAAAUCAUCUCCUGAUUUACUCGAUCAUGGAUACAGUAAAAUACGCCAACAUAGUAAAAGGCCCCGUUCCAAAAGCACGAACAGUCCAAUGGACGUCAGUACUUACAGGAACAACCUUCAUGGCAUAGCAAAUAAUGGCUUGGCUUCGUUAGCAGAGGUGGCCGUAGAUGAGAUAAGAGGUCGCUCACCUUCUGUAGAUCAACUGGAUAUUCAUCAUCAAGCACAGCAUAUUCUCCACCAGCAGCAUCAGCAGAAUUUGCAGUUUCUUAAUAAGAGAUUUCACAGUGACCAGAGUCCUAUCAGCUCUACUCAGAGUCCAUUUUCACCAGGGUUUUCAGACUUUCUAAACUCCCACCAUGCAAUUAGUUCUUCCACGUCAGAGGGCAGGUUAACUUCUGACAUAAAACCUAUUGGGGGGCCUAAUCUGCCUUCGUUUAGUCUGGUAUCGAGCCAUAAGUCAAGAAAAGAAACGUCUUUAGUUCAUAAAGAAGGCACAAUGCAAGAUGGUUUAAUUGAUUUGAAUUUGACUCCAUCGUUAUCUGCUUUGAUUAACUACGCUUUCAAUGAUAAAGAAAAUGAAGAGAGCAAAUUUGGAGCUAUGUUUGAUAUUCAACCAUUUAGUCCUUUAAAUUUGAACAACUCUAAUAGUACGGCUUUGGAAACAAAUACGUCAAAUAGGGUUUUGAAAUUGUAUAAUUCAGCUCAUUCGCCGCUACCAAUGAUCCAACAACAUGAGCAUCACGAUCUGGAACAAGAAGAACAUCGGAAUCUGCUUCUGCAGGUAUCCUACUUGUCAUCAAUUGAUAUUUCAAGGGCUGCCAGCCCCAGUGUCAAUACUGGCUUGGAACAAUUGUUGAUGAAUUCUAGUGAAAAUGAACAGAUUUUACAUUUGUAUUCACACUAUACUUGCCUGAUUAUGUCAAUUAAAAAUGGACCAAACGAAAAUCCCUGGAGAACACUUAUCAUUCCUUUAGCAAGGACAUAUCCCUGCCUCUUUAAUUCCAUUGCUGCUAUGACUUUGUUUCAUUUAGCAGGAAGCAAUUCAACAAACAGCGCAACUUUGAGAGCUAGAGGUUACACUUACAUGAAAAAGUGUAUUUUAGAGCUAGCCAGUGGUCUAACUAAGAUGAAUGAUAAUAAGCAAUCAUCUUCUAAUAUGGAUUUUAAAGAAUUACCGUCUGAUAUUGCUUUGACUACCUGUAUCAACUUAGCCGUUUGCGAGUGUUGGGAUAGGCAGACUUCUAGUGGGAUUGCUCACUUGAAAGGAGCAAAGAGUAUGAUUCAGAAGGUGUUGAACGUCUUAAAGAACCAGCAGUUCAUUGAUAUGAAAAGAUAUCUAAAUUCAAAAAAGUUGGAGUUUAUUGAUAACUUCGAUGAGAACAAAGUAGACAGAAUUGUUGAAUUGAAGAAGAAAUUGGUUACUGUUGAUGAAGUAGAAUGGGAGAGAAUAAUUCAAGAGAAUGGAGACAAGAUGAAACUUGACAGCAAGUUCAGUAUUGAUCAUAUGAGUAUAACAAUACCUCAAAAUUUGCAAUUUCUUUUCAAUGCCUGGAUUUACUUUGAAGUGCUAGCUCAAAUGACUACGGACUUUAACAAUGAUGAUAAAGGUAUUGAUUUAGUUGCAACGAUUACUUCAAUCUCUGAGAAGAACAAAAAAAGGAAGAGCAGUAAAAUUAGACCAGUUCCAAGCUCAACUGGUUCAAGUAGUGACCUUCAUAGUGAAUUAUCACCAAGUGAAAGACUGGACUCGAGUAAUCUGUCUUCUUUGGAGUACAGCAAUAACUUCAAAGGUAACCAGUAUGGAAACGGGAACAACUCUAAUGUGAAGAACUCCUUCAACAUAUUUGAUCAUUUUGAAACGUUCAAUUUCAAUAACGAUAACAUUGACCCGUUACUAGGAUGUGCUCAGACAUUAUUUCCAAUUAUGGGUAAAGUAGCAACCCUUAUCUCGAAAAUUAGGAGAUUACAAGAUGAGAAAAGUGGUGAUGUUAAAAAGGGGAAGAAGACCCAAAAUAAACAGAGCACUACGAAUCUUACAUUUAGAAAUUCCCUUUCCACUAUUACUCUAGGAACCCAACUAAGACAACAAUUAAUGGAGUGGAAGCCAACUAUUUCGUCCACUAUGAUGAAUCAGGGAGGUGGAAUGUUCAAUGGGAACGGGCAAAGAAAUGAUGAUGAUGAUGGUGAUUCUAAUUCAUUGACCUCCUGGGAUAUGCCUUCUUGUAUUGCAACAGCUGAAGCUUAUAGGUACUCUAGUUUACUUUAUCUUCACCAAGCAGUUCCAGAAAUACCAUCAUCAUCUUCUCACCAGCUCGCAGAAAAGGUUUUCAUAUUGCUUGCUUCUGUCCCAUUGACUACGAAUAUUUACAUUAUUCACAUCUUCCCAUUACUAGUCAGUUCAUGCGAAGCCGAUGAAGGAGAAGAAAGAGAAUGGUGCCUCCUUAGAUGGAAGACAUUAUCAGAAAAAAUGUGGAUUGGAAAUAUCGAUAGGGCAAUUGAAGUGGUCAAGGAAGUCUGGAGAAGAAAAGAUGAAGAAAUAAAUAAGAGAAAUGAGAGAAAUCGUGAAAGCGAAAAAGCCUCGUUUAAUAUAGCCGGAGGUGAAAACGAUGUUGCCAAGUUGACGAACAUAAACGUUCAAUUGAGUGGUUUAAUGGCCGCAAUUAACAACGAGAACGGAAACGAUGGAGACGAGUUAAGGGGCGGAAUUAAUAGCCGCUUUCAUUGGAGCUCGGUCAUGAAGGAAUGGGGAUGGGAGGUCCUUCUUGCGUGA
Messenger RNA from Dujonia railenensis, 3342 nucleotides. The record is from the annotation of a GenBank genome assembly. NCBI's taxonomy places the organism in Eukaryota, Fungi, Ascomycota, Pichiomycetes, Serinales, Debaryomycetaceae.